AUGCCAGGCUGCUCAGUUGGCCUGGAGGGCGGCUUCAGCAGGCUUUGCGACCCCAAGGUGUUGGCACUGGUGUUCAGACUCAUCUUGGAUGACGAGUUCGAGCUGGCGGGCGGCGAGGGGGACACUGCGAUCUCUGUAGUGGAUAGGCUGGUUGAGUACUUCCACAUUGCCGAGGUGAAGAGAUUUGACGAGUUGAGCAGGUUGAGAUUGCUGCUCGACGUGGAGCGGUUAACGCAGGGUGACUCUAGACAGCUCUACAUACUAUGUAUUCUCGUUGUACGGAUCGGUGUCUUUGGCUUGAAGUCGUCUCUCUGUGCUUCAGCGGUGUCGAUAUUGAACCAGGAGGACCGGCUGGAGUUGGAGCGGGCGAUCUAUGGCGAUGCCGCUGGUGAUGUCCACGUGGAGAACUCCAUCUUGGUUAAGGAGUUGAGGCGGAUGGACUCAGAGCUCCAGCAGAGCAAUGGCAGGGCACAGGCGCUCGAGAAGGAGUUGUGUCGAUUGCAGAGGCUCAACAGCUCCAUGGAGCAGCAUUUGAGGCUGGUUGAUGACGCCAACGGCGCGUUACAACUACACAGGGAUGAAAUAGAGAGGCUAAAGAUUACAAAUAAACGGUACAAAGAUUCUAUUCUCCAGUGGGAGCGAGAUUUCGCCCAGUUGCAACGGUACAACCCACCUUCUCCCACGAGAAGAGUUCGAAUAGCUCAUCAUGACCAUCAGCUCCACAAUCCACAGCAGCAGCAGGAGCUUGUGUACUUGCAAUGGCAGUACAACACCUUGACACAGUGGAUAUCCAAGUUGAUAUAG
Williopsis jadinii is the source of this 804-nucleotide messenger RNA. RefSeq lists its product as uncharacterized. Lineage: Eukaryota; Fungi; Ascomycota; Saccharomycetes; Phaffomycetales; Wickerhamomycetaceae. The coding region runs from base 1 to 804 and encodes 267 amino acids. The record is from RefSeq and is a predicted model, not a curated record. The transcript has a single exon.